Molecule: messenger RNA, 1306 nt
Organism: Vanessa atalanta (red admiral)
Lineage: Eukaryota; Metazoa; Arthropoda; Insecta; Lepidoptera; Nymphalidae
Product: trypsin-like
Exons: 6
Coding region: 1-975 (324 amino acids)
Biological process (GO): proteolysis
Molecular function (GO): serine-type endopeptidase activity
Source: RefSeq, a predicted model, not a curated record
AUGAUAGUCGCGUAUCGUAUAUGUGCGCUAAUAAUAAUAAUAUCAGUGUUUGGGAAAGCUAAGGAAGUGUUUGUGAGACAUGAGGUCGAGAUAGACUACUCCGAGCUGGCCGACGAGGCGGAAAUCAAUAAACAUAAUAUUCUAGAGUUUCUAAAUAAAACGAGAGUCCAGGAAAAGUAUAAAAGGCUAUUCGGCACGUUAUUAAAUAAAUUAACGACGUACACAAAAACCACACGUCGAGGUUCAACGCGCCGCAUAGUCUUCGGAGUGAACACAUCCAUAGCGGCUGUACCUUGGCAAGUUUCGCUGAGAGAGAAGACGUACCCAAUAUGCGGUGGUUCUAUUAUAACUGCCCUGUGGUUGUUAACAGCAGCGCACUGUCUCUUGCGAUCGCGACCGAAUGAUCUGAGUGUACGACUCGGCUCUUCUUGGAAAACCCACGGGGGAGAGAUGUAUGACAUAAAGGAGUCAUAUGUACAUCCAAAAUACAUUAGGAACACAAAAGUAAACGACGUGGGUCUAAUCAAACUAUACUCUCCUCUGCGUUUCUCGGCGAGAGUGCUUCCUAUCCGGAUGGUGGAAAAAGGAGCCAGGAUGCUAGCAGAUCAAGCCGCCAUCGUAUCCGGGUGGGGAAAAUUAAGAGAAAGUGGUCCGAGUGCCACAUUUUUACAAUCAUCGACGAUUAAGACGAUCGCGAUGAAGCUUUGCCGCCACUCUGGUUUGGAUAGAAAUCCUAUCGAUCCAGCCUCUAUGUUCUGUGCCGGGUCUUUCAGUCAACCAGCACCAGAUGCUUGCCAAGGUGACAGCGGUGGACCUUUGGUGAGCGAGGGCGUCUUGAUCGGAGUAGUGUCAUGGGGUCUGGGCUGCGCACGAGGGAACUUCCCUGGUGUUUAUACUCGGCUCACCAAUCCUGUCAUCUGGGACUGGGUGUAUGGACUCAUCUCUAGAACAUCAAGGACUAAUAAUACUCUUUAAUAGAGUUAAAUCUUAUUCUGUUUUGAAUUUACUGUAGCAUUAAAACUAUAGUAUAGAAGAGCCAAUCCAGGGUGUAAAAUGGACUUAUACUUAACAAAAACUACAUUGUCAUCGAAACUGAACCAACAUGUAAAGUCCGUAAGAUAAAAUGAAGUGGUUCUAAUUUAGCUUGCAAGAUUGACCCAAACUCUUACUUGGUAGGGCUUUGUGAUAGUCCUUCUAAGUAGGUACCACCAAAGUAUAUUCUGCCGCCGAACAGAAAUUCGUAUUGCGUUCAGCAGUGUGAUUCUGUAAGAUUUCACAUCGUAUCACACUCGUGAAAUGUUGAUAA